AGACGUUAUGCUAGCGAUUCUAGCUUUUUUUCAACUUCAUAGUUUUCAAAAUAAAUGAUUUGUGUUUGUAAUGUUUGCUACUUUUCUUCAAGUAUUUAUUGUAGCUUUCUUUAAUUUUAGUUUUUCGUCCUUCAACAUUAUGAAAAUUUGACAUAGUAGAGAAGAAGCCACGAUUUCGCUUCACAGCCACAAUCUCUUUGCUUGAAAUAAUAUCAUCAAAAUUCGUUUGCCUUCUCUUUUUCAUCACAACUAAAUCUACGCGUCGUUUCGUAAAAACCCACCUCGAAUCACCGGCAUUGAUUGGCCGCUUGCGAGCGCCGGAGGAGAAUGGCGGCGCCGACGAUUGUCGUCGAUCACUUGAUCCUGACAACAUUCUUCGCCUCUCUAUUAGCGUUUCUGCUUCUAUACCUCUUGCGACGCCGUAGCAGCGUGAGCCGGAAUCGGAGGAAUAAAUUGGGGAGCAAAAUCGACGGAACCCUAACCGUGAAAUCUGGAAAUGACGUCGAUAUUAUCAUCGUCGGUGCUGGUGUCGCCGGAGCCGCCCUCGCUCAUACCCUCGGCAAGGAAGGAAGAAGAGUUCAUGUUAUUGAAAGAGACUUAACCGAACCUGAUCGAAUCGUUGGUGAACUGCUUCAACCAGGUGGAUACUUGAAGUUAAUCGAACUCGGGCUUGAUGAUUGUGUGAAGGAGAUAGAUGCGCAGAGAGUUCUUGGCUAUGCUCUCUUCAAAGAUGGGAAACACACCACACUUUCUUACCCUUUGGAUCAGUUUGAUUCUGAUGUCGCGGGUCGUAGCUUUCACAAUGGGAGGUUCGUGCAGAGGAUGCGAGAGAAAGCUUCUACACUUCCCAACGUUCGAAUGGAGCAAGGAACAGUGACAUCGUUGGUUGAAGAAAAAGGAGUAAUCAAAGGCGUUCAGUACAAAACAAAAGAUGGACAAGAGCUUAAAUCAUUUGCUCCUCUCACCAUCGUAUGUGAUGGUUGUUUCUCCAACUUGCGCCGCUCUCUCUGCAAACCUAAGGUUGAAGUUCCAUCGAAUUUCGUUGGACUUGUGUUAGAGAACUGCGAGCUCCCGUUUCCUAAUCACGGCCACGUCGUUCUCGGAGAUCCGUCGCCGAUUCUGUUCUAUCCAAUCAGCAGCACGGAAGUCCGUUGCUUAGUCGAUGUACCGGGCUCGAAACUCCCUUCAGUCGCAUCCGGAGAAAUGGCUAACCACCUCAAAACAACCGUCGCGCCGCAGGUGCCGGUUCAAAUCCGCGGCGCGUUCGUUUCCGCGGUGGAAAAGGGUAACAUAAGAACAAUGCCGAACCGGAGCAUGCCUGCUGAUCCGAUUCCUACGCCCGGAGCUCUGCUUCUAGGGGACGCUUUCAACAUGCGUCAUCCUCUAACCGGAGGCGGUAUGACCGUUGCUUUAUCCGAUAUCGUCAUCCUCCGCGAUCUGUUAAACCCGCUCGUCGACUUAACCGACAAAGAGUCGCUGUCCAAGUACAUCGAAUCGUUCUACACGUUGCGAAAACCUGUUGCUUCGACCAUCAAUACGCUCGCGGGAGCUCUUUACAAAGUGUUUUUGGCGUCUCCUGAUGACGCGAGGAGCGAAAUGCGUCGAGCUUGCUUCGAUUAUCUUAGCCUCGGUGGUGUUUGCUCGUCGGGACCGGUGGCUUUGCUCUCCGGUUUGAACCCGAGGCCGAUGAGUCUUGUGCUUCAUUUCUUCGCGGUGGCGAUAUUCGGUGUUGGUCGUUUGCUCGUGCCUCUUCCUUCCGUUAAACGGUUAUGGCUCGGAGCUAGACUAAUAUCGAGUGCUUCAGGGAUUAUAUUUCCGAUAAUAAAAGCAGAAGGUGUGAGGCAAAUGUUCUUCCCUCGAACGAUUCCUGCCAUUUACAGAGCUCCUCCUUCUCAUAAUUCGCAGGUCCGAAUGAACCGGAUGGUUUGAUUUGGUUUUCUACGAGCUGUGGUUUGAAUCUAUUAAGAAGAAAAGAUUCGUAAGUAAAAAAAAAAAUGUAUUAUUAAUUGUUAGAAACAUGUGUUUUGUCCACUACAAAUAAUAUUUGUAAAACAAACAAAAGGUAUUUAAAGCUUCUUAUUUUAUUUAUUUUUCUAUUUACAGCAUA
Molecule: messenger RNA, 2107 nt
Organism: Thlaspi arvense
Lineage: Eukaryota; Viridiplantae; Streptophyta; Magnoliopsida; Brassicales; Brassicaceae
Source: the annotation of a GenBank genome assembly